GUUUUUCUCAUUUCUCCUGGUGUUAUUUGCAUACCUGUUUUCUUCCACUAUACAUUACACUGAUAACUUUCCUCAAGUGCCUGCAAUAUAUCUGGGGCGUGUAGAUCAUUUUAAUGAUUCGAAUUACGUUAUUGCAUUUGCACCCGAAUCCAAAACUACCCAGGAGAUCAUGAGCAAAGUAGCAUCAGCCCCAUUUAUGAAAGGAAGGACAAUCACGGGGUGGCCUGAUGAGGAAAGCAUGAAUGCAUUGAAUUUAAACUAUUCUAUAGAUGCAGUGAGAGUCAUCUUUAACGAUAACUUCUCAUAUCACUUAAAGUUUAUCUGGGGAGGUAGAAUCCCCAGGAUCAAGGAAUACAGAGACCAUUCAGCUCAUUGUCACACAACAAAUGAAAAAGUCGCCUGUGAAGGUUCACUGUUCUGGAAAAAAGGCUUUAUAGCUUUUCAAGCUGCCAUUAAUGCCGCUAUCAUAGAAAUCACAACAAAUCACUCGGUGAUGGAAGAGCUCAUGUCAGUCACUGGUUUAAAUAUGAAGAUAUUACCUUUUGUUGCCCAAGCAGGGGUUGGGACCGAUAUUUUCAUUUUCUUCUGCAUUAUUUCUUUUUCUACAUUCAUCUACUAUGUAUCAGUCAAUGUUGCCAAAGAAAGACAAUACAUUAAGUCAUUGAUGACCAUGAUGGGACUUCGAGAGUUAGCAUUCUGGCUCUCCUGGAGUGUGAUGUAUGCUGGCUUCAUCUUUAUUAUGGCAAUUCUGAUGGCUCUUGUUGUAACAUCUACCCGUGUUGUCGUCCUCACUAGCUUUGUGGUGGUCUUCAUGCUCAUUCUCCUCUAUGGCUUGUCUUUGAUAACUUUAGCUUUCAUGAUGAGCGUCCUGAUAAAGAAACCAUUCCUUACCAGCUUUGUCGUCUUUCUGCUCACGGUCGUUUGGGGGAGCCUGGGUUUCACUGCGUUGUAUAGGCAUCUCCCUGCCUUUUUGGAAUGGACCUUGUGUCUUCUUAGCCCCUUUGCUUUCACUGUCGGAAUGUCCCAGCUUAUACAUUUGGACUAUGAUGUGAAUGCUAACACCCAUUUGGACUCUUCAAGCAACCCAAACCUAAUAAUAGCUACUUGUUUCAUGUUGGUUUUUGAUACUUUUCUCUAUUUGGCAUUGACAUUAUAUUUUGACAAAGUUUUGCCCACUGAACAUGGACGUCGACAUUCUCCCUGGUUUUUCCUAAAACCCUCUUUUUGGUUUCAACACCAAAGAGCUGACCACGUGGCCCUUGAGAAUGAAAUAGAUUCAGAUUCUUCAUCUAAUGACUCUUUUGAACCCGUGUCUCCAGAAUUCUAUGGGAAAGAAGCCAUCAGAAUAAAAAAUCUUAAAAAGGAAUAUAAAAAAGGGAAGCAUGAAAAAGUAGAAGCUUUGAAAGGUCUGGUAUUUGACAUAUAUGAAGGCCAGAUCACUGCGCUUCUUGGUCACAGUGGAGCUGGGAAAACGACCCUGUUAAACAUACUCAGUGGAUUGUCGGACCCCACAUCAGGUUCGGUCACCAUCUACAACCACUCACUUUCAGAAACGGCUGACUUGGAGACUAUCUGCAUGCUCACUGGAGUCUGCCCGCAAUCCAAUGUGCAAUUCGGCUUCCUGACAGUGAGGGAGAACCUCAGGCUCUUUGCCAAAAUAAAAGGGAUCCAGCCACAGGAAGUGGAACGAGAGGUACAACAAGUGUUACAGGACUUGGAAAUGGAAAAUAUUCAAGACAUUCUUGCUCAAAAUUUAAGCGGUGGACAAAAAAGGAAACUAACUUUUGGAAUUGCCAUUUUAGGAGAUCCCCAGAUUUUGCUACUGGAUGAGCCAACCGCUGGAUCAGAUCCUCUCUCAAGGCACCGUGUGUGGAACCUUCUUAAAGAGAGGAAAUCAAACAGAGUCAUCCUCUUCAGCACCCAGUUCAUGGAUGAGGCUGACAUCCUGGCUGGUGAUGACGAGCACAUACUACAAUUAUUUGUAGAGAUAGUGUUCGAGAAAAAUAAUUUAAAUUUACUCUUUUUAAAUGUUAGUUUGCAUUUGAAUGAAAUGUGUGAUCCAGACAAUAUAACAUCGCUUGUUAAACAGCACAUCCCUGAUGCCAAAUUAACAGCACAAAGUGAAGAAAAGCUUGUAUAUAUUUUGCCUUUGGAAAGGACAAACAAAUUCCCAGACCUUUAUAGGGAUCUUGAUAGAUGGUCUUAUCAAGGCAUUGAGAAUUACGGUGUUUCCAUGACAACUUUGAAUGAGGUGUUCUUGAAGCUAGAAGGAAAAUCAGCUAUUGAUGAAUCAGAUAUUGGAAUUUGGACACAGUUACAAAGUGAUAGGACAAAAGACACAGGAGGCCUUGUUGAGCUAGAACAAGUUUUGUCUUCCUUUAAUGAGACAAAGGAAACAGCCAGCGGCAUGGCUCUCUGGAGGCAGCAGACCUGUGCCAUAGCGAAAGUUCGCUUCCUGAAGUUAAAGAAUGAAAAAAAAACUCUGAUGGCCAUAUUACUGCUUUUGUGCAUUAGCCUUUUCCCUCAGCUUUUGGAAUAUCUAUUCUAUGAGAUAUAUCGGCAGAGUUAUUCUUGGGGACUGUCUCCCAAUAUGUACUUCCUCUCACCAGGACAACCGCCUCAAGCUCCUCUGACACACUUACUGGUCAUCAAUAAAACAGGGUCGAGCAUUGAAAACUUUAUACAUUCACUGAGGCAGCAGAACAUAGCUUUGGAAGUGGAUGCGUUUGGAAUUCGACGUGGUGCCAACGAGCCAUCAUACAACGGUGCUAUCACGGUGUUAGGCGAUGACAAGCACCAGAAAUUUUCAAUAGCAUGCAAUACCAAAAGGCUGAAUUGCUUCCCUGUCCUCAUGGACAUCAUUAGCAAUGGGCUGCUUGGAGUUUUUAAUUCUUCAGAACACAUCCAGACAGACAGAAGCACGUAUUUUGAAGAGUCCAUGUCUGAGGAGUAUGAGUCCAUGGGCAAUCCCUUCCUCUGGAUACCUGGGGCGGCCUGCUUUACUCCGUUCAUUGCCAUGAGCAGCAUCAGUGACUAUAAAAAAAAAGCUCACUCCCAGCUCCGGAUCUCAGGCCUCCACCCUUCCGCUUACUGGUUUGGGCAGGCGUUGGUGGACGUCCCACUGUACUUCUUGAUCCUCCUUGUGAUGCAAAUAAUGGAUUACAUUUUUAACCCAGAGGAAAUGAUAGUUAUAAUCCAAAACUUGUUGAUUCAGAUCCUGUGUAGUAUUGGAUAUGUCACAUCUCUUAUUUUCUUCACAUAUGUGAUUUCAUUCAUUUUUCGCAAUGGGAGGAAAAAUAGUGGCCUUUGGUCAUUUUUCUUCUUAAUUGUCACCAUCUUCUCGAUAGUUUCUAUUGAAAUAACUAAUUAUGGAUUUCUAGGGCUGUUAAUCUGCACUAUAUUGAUCCCGCCUUUCACACUGAUUGGCUCUCUAUUAAUUUUCUCAGAGGGUUCUCCUGACUUGGUGGAAUAUUUAGGAGCUUCAGAGGAGUAUCUGCCGUAUCUGGCAUUGCUGAUACCUUACCUUCAAUCUUUCAUUUUCCUUUUCAUUCUACGGUGUCUGGAAACGAACUUUAGGAAGAAACUGAUGAGAAAGGAUCCUAUAUUCAGAAUUUCACCAAGAAGCAGUAAGUUUUUUCCAAACCCAGAGGACCCGGAAGGGGAGGAUGAAGACGUUCAGAUGGAAAGAAUGAGAACAGCGAAUGCUGUGACGAUUCCGGACUCUGAUGAGAAACCAGUCAUCAUCGCCAGUUGUCUCCGGAAGGAAUAUGUAGGCAAAAAGAAAAACUGCUUUGCCAAGAAGAAGAAGAAGAAAGUUGCCACAAGAAAUGUCUCUUUCUGUGUUAAAAAAGGUGAAGUUAUAGGUCUGUUAGGACACAAUGGAGCUGGUAAAAGUACAACUAUUAAGAUGAUAACUGGAGACUCAACACCAACCGCAGGAGAGGUGAUUUUGAAAAGGAACAGUGGAGGAGACGCCCUCAAGUUCCUAGGGUACUGCCCUCAGGAGAAUGCGCUGUGGCCCAACUUGACAGUGAGGGAGCACCUGGACGUGUUCGCAGCUGUGAAAGGGCUGAGGAAAGUGGACGCCGCAGUCGCCAUCACACGGUACCUGUGGGAAGACACACCUGUCCGGGUUGUGCUCUUACAGCCCAGAGUUCAGCCUCACACUUUUCCUUCCAGGUACUCCUCCCUGAUGGUCUAUAAGUUGCCUGUUGAGGAUGUGAGACCUUUAUCGCAGGCUUUCUUCAAAUUAGAGAUCGGUAAGAGCAACUAUUUAGAGGUAAGACUCUGGGAAACAGCCCUAACCAAGUCAUUCUUGCAUACAAUCAGAUUGCUUUGGGCUAAUGCAAAUUCCAGCAAGGAGCAGGAGCUGGAGGACUGUGCUGAGGAAGUUGAUCUCUCUGUGAGGUGGAAGCUCCUCCAGCAGGAAGAGCCCUAAAGCCCCAAAUACCCUGCAUUGCCCUUUAGGCCUGUGCCUCUUCUUAAGUUAACAUUUUAUAGCAUGUGAUACCUUAUCUCAGACGCGGAUAAGGUACUUUUGAAAUGAACGUUAUGAUUUUUUUCUCAAUAAUAUCACUUACGGUGGAACUAAAGAAGCCAGGCCAUGCAGCCUCUGGACCAGCAGCCAAAUUCCUUAUUUCAUGCAACAGCAAACACAAAGAAUACAUUUAUUACAUUAUUGUUUAUGUUUAUGAGGAUGGUGCAGGGAUUGCUUAAUUUUUUUCUCUAAAUUUUAAAAUAUGGGAUUUUUAAAAUCUUUUUUAUUACAACACAAAUUGAGAUGAUGCUGAUUAUAGGGGAAAGGGAGUCAGUUGAUUACAUGGCAGUACAGUCUUUGCUUUUUGUAAUUCACUUUUAUUCUCUUUUUUUACUUAAUUCACUGAUUUUCCUUUCCUGGAAUUUUUAUGAUUUUAGAUUUUAGAGUCUGUGUUUUGCCUAUUGUAACUAUUAAGGAAAUUUGAAACCCAUUAAGAUAAAUAAUUGCAGUAAAAUAUUGAGUAAUCAAGUUGAUGAAAAUAUACAUACAUUUACAUAAAAAUUUGAAAAAUAUUUUCGAUUUUAUGUUGUCUUUUGAUGCCAGGAUCCACCCUGAUGCAAACCAUUAGAACUUGAUAGAUCUUAAUUUCCCAUGCCUGUACCUGUUGUGAUUUAUUCAACUGAUAAUUCCAUAAACACCUUAAAAUCAACAGGAUAUACUUAUACACUCAUAUGAGGUUUUAUUGUUGUUGUUGUUGCUACUUUCAUAGUUGCUAAAUCACUGAGUUUAUGGUAAUUUUUUAUGCAGCAAUUAAAGUGUGAUGCAGGUAUAUAAAUAAAGUCAUAUUUAGAGAA
This is a messenger RNA of Myotis davidii, 5331 nucleotides long. It is a transcript of the gene ABCA9, whose product is annotated as ATP binding cassette subfamily A member 9. The coding region runs from base 170 to 4438 and encodes 1422 amino acids. The transcript has 31 exons. The record is from RefSeq and is a predicted model, not a curated record. Lineage: Eukaryota; Metazoa; Chordata; Mammalia; Chiroptera; Vespertilionidae. Gene Ontology annotation, cellular component: intracellular membrane-bounded organelle; membrane. Gene Ontology annotation, biological process: lipid transport; transmembrane transport. Gene Ontology annotation, molecular function: ABC-type transporter activity; ATP binding; lipid carrier activity.